Diospyros lotus (date-plum) is the source of this 839-nucleotide messenger RNA. RefSeq lists its product as uncharacterized. The coding region runs from base 114 to 557 and encodes 147 amino acids. NCBI's taxonomy places the organism in Eukaryota, Viridiplantae, Streptophyta, Magnoliopsida, Ericales, Ebenaceae. The transcript has a single exon. The record is from RefSeq and is a predicted model, not a curated record.
CCCCCCCCCCCCUUCAUCUAUUAUUAUUCUCUUAUUAUAUGGAAGGAAUGCAUUGAUCCGUAAAGCCCGAGAGAGAGUGAGAGAGAGAGAUUUAGGGAAGAAAUUAGUCGAGAAUGGAAGGGGUAUCGACGAGGGUGUAUAGAGGCCUGAAGGGGUACUGGCGGCGGAGAGGCUACGAGAAGCUUAAUGGCGGCGGCCGGCGGCGGAAGACCCGGGUGGAGCUGGCCCGGGCAGGCGGAGGCUCUAGCCGGAGGCGGCGCUUCUGGAGAAUAAAGAUCACUCCCAAGCUCCGCUUCUCCUUCUCCUUCUCCCCGAAGAAGCUGCUUAUCGGCCUCCGCGACGCCUACGUUAACUUCAUGCUCCGGAUCGCUAACUCCCCCGUGAUUAGCACCGGCUACGGCGGCGGGUUUGACGACUCCGUUUCCGGAUUUGGGAGGCGGCCGAUUAAGGAGUAUGAUGAGCGGAUGAUCGUCGAGAUCUACAAGUCCUUGCUGGCGGCGCAGGGCCAAUUGGUGCCCCUCGACGCUGCCAAUCUCGGCUCCCAGAUAGUUCACUGAAAGUUAGUUCUUCGCUUACCUUACGCCGAACGCCAAACAAUAACCACAAAUAUAUAUAUAUAUAUAUAAAAAAAAGAAUAAAAAUCUGCAGUUUCGCGUGUCCUUUUUUCUUCUCUUCAAUGUCUUCCCUUAUAAACGAUCGAUGUUUCCUCUUAGAAAUAAAUUGUCCAUAUAUUCUGCCUGAUUAGAUCGAUACCUCAUAUAGCUUUGUUCCUAAUCGUUGUUAUGGAAUGGAAAAAAAGCAAAAGUUGUUGAAUUGAAUCCACUGCCUUUUUGGGUAAA